Messenger RNA from Ambispora gerdemannii, 2844 nucleotides. Lineage: Eukaryota; Fungi; Glomeromycota; Glomeromycetes; Archaeosporales; Ambisporaceae. The record is from the annotation of a GenBank genome assembly.
AUGAUUGAUAAAGAUCCAUCAUCUCAGUCAAUCAUUCACCAGAAAAUAACUCUCUCGAUUGACACAGAUAGAUUUGUUUUGAUCGCCGGAAAUGAAAUCUUAGAAGUAUCGUAUGAGACUGGGAAAGUCGAAAAGAAAUCAAAACACGAGCCCUCUCCGAUCGCAAGACAUUAUGAUGUUUGGGGUGUUGUUGGCUUUGUUAAAUUGCUUUCAGGAGCAUAUUUGAUCAUUAUUACUACAGCACAAUUGCUUGGACAAAUUCAGGGAAAAGAUAUUUUUAUGGUGAAAAGAAUAGCAAUAUUACCAUUUCAAUUUGAGCGAGCAUGCUUAAUAAUGGAAGAACAAAUAAAUGAAUAUCAAUUGUUUAAAGAAUCAGAAGAAUUAAUCGAAGGAUCAAAUAUUUCCCUGCCUGAAAGUGAUGACGCCAAUAACAAUCCACCUAGUAAUCCGCGACAUAUUCAAUUUGGUUCAGAAGAUGGAGACAAUGAAAUGUUUACAGAAGCAGAUGCUAGUCAAAUUUCUAAAACACCUCCUUCCCCUGUGUCACCGCCUAAUCGUUUUCUAUCAAUACCAAUUCCCGCUGGAAAGAAACCUGUCGGUGCAUUAUUUAAUAAAAUGAAGACAGCAUUAAGUGAAAUCGGAAAGAAACGAACAUCUCCUUCGCCGACAUUCGUUUCUGAUCCUGAAGAGAUAGCUGAACAUGAGGUUGAAACGGAAAUUUCAUCUAUAAAUUCAGAUGAAGUCAUGAGUCCAGUAUCGAUAGAGGGCAAUCAUACUAUCGAAAAUCCUUCGAAUCCUUCGGUUGCGUCUGGAAUCACUAAAAGACUUUCAGUAGUUUGGGACGAGUUAAAAACUGAUUUUGUAGCAAGCGCUCGAGAAAUUUCUAAUCCACCACCACCACCACUUAUCAGUGAAAAGGAAAAAGGUUUGGAAGGCAGAAUAAUAAAGGAAAUCGCUGCACUUUUUAGAUCCAAUGCGUUUUUCUUUUCUUAUGAAUUUGAUCUUACUACAUCUCUGCAGCGAAAGGAAGACUCGCCAAAUAAACCAUUAUGGCAACAGGUGGAUAAGAGAUUCUGGUGGAAUGAGCAUUUAUCCGAGUCUUUGAUAAAACAAGAACUACACUCGUGGGUUUUGCCGAUAAUGCAAGGAUAUGUUCAAAUUGAAAAUUGUGAAAUUGAAAAUCAAAGUUUCGAUUUUAUGUUAAUAUCACGUCGAAGUCGAGAACGAGCAGGAUUAAGAUAUCAAAGAAGAGGACUAAAUGAAUUUGGGAAAGUUGCGAAUUUUGUCGAGACCGAACAAAUUAUCUCUAUGCCGAUAGGAGAUACCACUCAUCUCGUGUCAUUUCUUCAAAUACGGGGAUCAAUUCCAUUAUUUUGGUCACAAUCUGGAAACAGCUUAAGGCCCAAACCAGUAUUGGAAAGAACGGAAGAAGAGAACCAGAAAGCCAUCCAGAAACAUUUUGAAUACUUGACUGAGAACUAUGGAUCCAUCGUUUCAAUAAAUCUAGCCGAGUUAAAUGGCCCAGAAUUAGUCGUCGGUAGCGCAUACCGAGAGGCGAUUGUGGAGCUUGCUUUUGAUAAUGUCCAAUACGUGGAAUUCGAUUUUCACAAGGAAUGUAAAGGAAUGAAAUAUGAAAAUAUUUCAAAGCUUGUUAAUAGUCUGGAUAGUAACUUUAAUUCUAUUGGAUACUUCUGGAGAGAUGGAGACAAGCAUGUGCAUCUCAAACAGAAAGGAAUAUUUCGUACGAAUUGCAUCGAUUGUUUAGAUCGUACGAAUGUCGUCCAGAGUGCAUUAGGCCGACAAAUUUUAACGCUUCAGCUUUUACGACUUGGAAUCGCUGACUUUCUGGAUAAUGGCAUUGCACACUACGAAAAUUUCGAAAAUAUUUUCAACCAUGUUUGGGCUAAUAAUGGUGAUUCUAUUAGUCGUGAAUAUGCCGGAACUAGAAAGCGAAAUCUACAAGGACUUGUCAAUGACGCGUCUAAUUCUUUAGCUCGAAUAUAUCAGAAUACGUUUAAAGAUUCCUUAAGACAGGCGACCGUCGAUUAUAUUUUGGGAAACCGAAAUAUUGACGUAUUUCUCGAACUUCAACAAAAAUUUGAAGUAUCUGACCCUGGUGAUGCUGAUCGUUGGGCAAAAGUUCGAGCGGCCGCAGUCGAGACUACCAGUGAAAUUGUGAUAGUCGACAACGAGACUAAAUUAAAUGGGUGGACGUUUUUAUCACCAGUCGAGUCAAAUACAAAGCGAAGCAAAGCAUACGAAGAAAAAGUUGUUCUCCUUACGAGCAAAGCAUUGUAUAUAUGUACUUUUCAUUAUCGUCUUGAUAAAGUAAUGCAAUUCAAACGGAUAGGAUUGGGUGAUAUUACAAAUUUGGAGAAAGGAGAGUACAUAUUAUCUACUUUACAUCCAUCAUGCACUUCACCCGAAGAUAACUAUGGAUUCAUAGUUUAUUAUCGAGCAGUUGGUGAAUCGGGACGUGUGAAUUCAGGAAGCAUUCGUAAUUCCGAUGUUGCUCUUUCUGCAAACGAUACUAAACAAAAUCAAGAUGAAGCAACCGAAAUACGAUUUACCGCGUUCAAAGCUUUCCGCAGCAAUUUGGCUGGUGAAGCAACAAAGUUUUACGCUGGUGCUGGAUCAGAUCUGUUAAAAGGAACUAAUGAGAUCACGUCAAAGCAAGUUGUCAACGAAGUUGUUGAGAACAUCGUUAGUGCAUGUCGUGAUAUUGGAAACAGUGAUAACCUAAUUAUUCUUGAGAAACCAAUUAUUAGUUUGGCAGAGGCUACAAAAAACACUGGGAUUAUGACGCGUGUUGGGUUCAAAGUCAAGCAAGCGCUGUGGUUAUAA